Lagopus muta (rock ptarmigan) is the source of this 3391-nucleotide messenger RNA. RefSeq names its product transmembrane protein 184C (gene TMEM184C). Gene Ontology annotation, molecular function: transporter activity. The coding region runs from base 133 to 1470 and encodes 445 amino acids. NCBI's taxonomy places the organism in Eukaryota, Metazoa, Chordata, Aves, Galliformes, Phasianidae. The transcript has 10 exons. The record is from RefSeq and is a predicted model, not a curated record. Gene Ontology annotation, biological process: transport.
AGUCGCCUGCCGCGGGGCGGGGCGGCGGAUGAGGCCUGGCAGACUGCGCGGGUGAUGCGCGCCCCGCGGGGGAUGCCGGGCCCGGCGCCGAGCCGCUGAGGCGCCGCGGGGCCCGAGCGGAACGGAGCGACCAUGCCGUGCACCUGCGGCAAUUGGAGGCGGUGGAUCCGGCCGCUGGUGGUGCUGCUGUACAUCGUGGGGCUGCUGGUGGUCGUGCCUCUCUGCGUGUGGGAGCUGCAGAAGCUGGAGGUUGGAAUCCAUACCAAGGCAUGGUUUAUUGCAGGGAUAUUUCUACUGAUGACCAUACCCAUCUCCCUCUGGGGAAUACUACAACACUUAGUCCAUUAUACUCAACCUGAAUUGCAGAAACCAAUAAUAAGGAUUCUGUGGAUGGUGCCGAUUUACAGUUUAGACAGUUGGAUAGCUUUGAAAUACCCCAACAUUGCAAUAUAUGUGGAUACAUGUCGAGAAUGCUAUGAAGCUUAUGUCAUCUAUAAUUUUAUGGUUUUUCUUUCAAAUUACCUAACCAACCGAUAUCCAAACCUCGUAUUAAUAAUAGAAGCGAAAGAUCAGCAGAGACACCUGCCUCCCCUGUGCUGUUGUCCAUCGUGGGCUAUGGGAGAAGUUCUGUUAUUUAGGUGUAAACUCGGUGUUUUGCAGUACACUGUUGUCAGACCGUUUACUACUAUUAUUGCUUUAAUUUGUGAGCUAGUAGGUGUGUAUGAUGAAGGAAACUUCAGCUUUGACAAUGCUUGGACUUACCUGGUUAUACUUAACAACAUGUCACAGCUAUUUGCUAUGUAUUGUUUAGUGCUGUUUUAUAAGGUACUACGUGAAGAACUGAACCCUAUCCAACCUGUUGGAAAGUUCCUGUGUGUGAAGAUGGUAGUUUUUGUUUCUUUCUGGCAAGCUGUGCUUAUUGCAUUGCUGGUGAAAGUUGGUGUUAUUUCUGAGAAACACACCUGGGAAUGGCAGAGCGUGGAAGCUGUGGCUACAGGCCUACAGGAUUUCAUCAUUUGUGUUGAAAUGUUUCUAGCUGCUAUUGCACAUCACUACAGUUUUUCCUAUAAACCUUAUGUUCAAGAAGCUGAAGAAGGGUCAUGCUUCGACUCCUUUCUUGCAAUGUGGGAUAUUUCUGAUAUAAGGGCAGAUAUAUCAGAACAAGUUCGAAAUGUUGGAAGGACGGUUCUGGGCCAGCCAAGAAAAAUGUUUUUUGCUGAGGAUCAUGAGCAGAACGAGCAUACAAGUUUACUAUCCUCCUCUACUCAAGACCCAAUUUCUGAUGCUUCUUCAAUGCCAUCAUCACCUAUGGGUCAUUACCAGGGGUUUGGACACACUGUGACACCUCUCACAACACCAACAACAGUCCCUGCAGUUGAUGGUAUUUAUAACACUUCUGCUACCCGGGACACUGCGGAAUCGCCUGAACUAAUGCACAAUUCAUCAGAGAAAGCUUUGGAUAGAAGUUAGACUCACCUUUUUUGAACGUGUCAAGGAGCCUGUUAUAUUCUCGCCACAUACGUUCAGUUAGCAUAUACUGUUAGCCCUGGAAGUUGGAUAGCAUGGAGUAGCUACUGUGCAGGCAGGAGGAGGAUACGGCUGUAACUGACAUCUUAAUGUUCUGAGUACCUGAGUACCCAAUGAAUAUAAAACGCACACUGUAAAAGUUUCUGCAGAAAUUCAGGAAUCACAUCCUUGAACUGCCGGACGUUUAUACAUCUGUUAUACGAACGUACAGUAAAACCAUACUCCUUUCUACUAAGGCAAGAGAAACACUUGAAAAAUGCUGUGCUCUUCAAAACACGAAACGUAAAUACUACUAGCAGUGGGAAGGGUUAAUUUUGAGAAUGUAAUUUAAGGAGGGCAGUGAAAAAAACUCUUUAUAUUGGUUUUGGUUUUCUUAUGAUGAUAUUAACUACAUACCCCUAGGCUUGAAUGGUGUGUGGAUGACAUAUAACUUCUGUGCACAUGCCAUCUUCUUCCCAUGCUAGCAUAGUUAAAUAAAAUCCUUUCAAUGAAGAUAAUUAUUGCAAAGCAUCAGUUAAAAAAAAAAAAGUCUAGUAAAAAAAAGAAAAAGCAUUCCCUGUUGGUUCUCACCAUAAAAUACAGUUGGCCUAACUCUUGUUCUUGUACCUCUUAAUUUAUCAGUCUUUUGCAUUCAGAGUGUACAGCCAGGUAGGUAAGCUUUGGAUUAGUACCUUCGUAUUUGGCUUUUUUUCCUAUCCUAGAAUAACAGUAAGGAGAGGGGAAUAAAGGAUGUCAAAAAUUACACCGAAAACAAAACUGACUUCUUUGGUUUUGGCUGCAAUAAAUUCUUUUAACACCUAAAUUUUUAAGCCGUUAACAUAUCGUGCUUUAACGAGAUGUCUGUGGUAGUUUGUAUUCAUAAAUUUGUAUCUGUGAUUAUUGUAUUAUGCUUCUAGUAUAGCCUAUUCAAACGUAAUAAUUCAUUUGUGCGUGUGUCCCAGAGAAGAGACCUUUGCUAAGGUGAAAUUAAGUAGCUAGUCUAAUACUGGAGUUACUCGAGCAUUAUAUUUUAGACCAAGGAAGAGUAAAUUUGUAUCAAAACAGUUUGCAAAACUGACAAAAGCAGCUGCUUUUUUAAAAAUCCCAUUACUGGGUUUUUAGUACUAUUGCAUGUUUGCAGUCUUACAAAUUGAGAACACUAAGUGAUGCAUCAUUGUUUUUUUUUCCCAGCGUUGUUGGCGUUUACAGGAUAAAUGUUUAACUUCUGUCUGUCACAGUGGGAUUCAUCUUAAGUGCUUAUUUUGCAGUACUAGUGUGAUGUAAAUACUGCGCCUUACUCACUAGGCUGCCUAUUUUAUAGCUGACUGUAUUUGCUCUAUCUGAAGCUAGGGGGAAAAGUGCAAAUCGUACUUUCCACUUUGCCAAGUCAUUGCCUUUGUUGUAAAUAAGCAAUUAAAUAUUUUAUUUAAACUGUUGGGCUUUUUUUCCCAUUUGAUUUAUUGCUACUGUCAUUUAGAAUGUAAAUGACAGAUGAUGGCAACUGUUCUCUUUGUGAAGGAAGGGAUCUUGUGCAUAACGAGUAGAAGUGCUUGUAAUUUCUUCCAGUGUUUUGAGUAUAAUGAAAGAAAUCUUCCAGAAGCUUAUCAGGCAUCAGACUUAUUUAUGCUUGACUCAAUCUUUUCCUUGUUAACAGCCAUGUUUUAAAAAGAGAAAAUUACUUGUAAGAGCUUGCAAUGGGUGGGGACUUCCUGUUUGCUCUAGCAUGUGCACAGGUAAAAACAGGGGAAAAAACAGCGCUGAAGAGCCUCUGUCCUACUCUUAGAUUUUCUUAUGCAUUGUAACCUUUGAAUAUGGGAUGGUAUCUGGUUAAUUUUAAGAGAUCUUAAUCACCACUACUGUUUUCAAAAUAAACUGGAGACCUGUC